Arachis ipaensis is the source of this 837-nucleotide messenger RNA. The record is from RefSeq and is a predicted model, not a curated record. Lineage: Eukaryota; Viridiplantae; Streptophyta; Magnoliopsida; Fabales; Fabaceae.
AUGGAGGAUCACUUUCGGGUUGAAACAAUUGUGAAGUUCACAUGGACCAUAAAAAAUUUCUACGAGUUAGUAGAAUGCAGGGGGCUCCACUCCGAAACCUUCUUCACUGGGUCCUAUGCAUGGCGGAUUAUGAUAACCCCAAAAGCUGCCAACACCGGAAAAGGCUUGUCAAUUUAUUUGGAUGCUGUGUACAUUGCUAAUGCCAAAACCAGAUAUGCUGGCUUCAAGUUGUCUCUAAUUAAUGAAUUCUGUCGCAAAAAGACCAAAACUAGGACAAAGAACAAGCACUUGUUCAGCUCAGAGAAUGUUAAAUUUGGUUACAAAUCGUUUAUAUCUUCAGAUGAAUUUCUAAGUCCUAACAAUGGGUUUCUUGUGGAUAACACAUGCACCAUUGUUGCUGAGGUUUUUGGAUAUGAUGAUCAAAAUACAGAUACUAAUGAUGAUAACUACCAACAUGAUGAAAAUACAGAUACUAAUGAUGAUGAAUCUCCUAAGGAUAAUGUGUUAGUGGAUUUCAAGGGUCUAUGCAGAAUAGAAAAAGAGUUUGUUCAAUUGUUGGAAAAAGUAUGUUCAAGGCGUCCAAAUCUUGUUGAAAGCCAUAAAAAGAGGAACAUGAGUCAAAAGUUCAAUGAAUGGUCAUUCACAACAUUAGGGAAAGUGUUGCAAUUUCUUAAGACUAAGAAAGUGAAGGACAUGAUGAACGAUGAUGCUUGUAAAGAGCUUCAAGAUUUGUGGGAGGAACUUGAGAUAGUUAAGUUUGAUGAUUUGAGUUGGUUGAAAAGGAACAUGUUGAAUCUGCAUUGGGUACCAAAAAUUAUAUGGAGAAGAGAGGAAUGA